AUGAAAUUAGUAAAAUAUGGUAAUAUAGAUAACUAUACAGAGUCAUUUAUGGAUAUUACUAAAAAGAUGAACGCUUGCCUACCUAAAAAAGAUAGACUGCCUGAACGCAAACUUUCUGAAAUCUAUGUCGCUGGCAUGCCUAACUGGUUACAAAUUGAAGCAUCACGUUUAACUUCAUUAGAUAUUAUCGAAUUACAAAAUUCAUUACGUAAGGUUUAA
Hepatospora eriocheir is the source of this 219-nucleotide messenger RNA. The record is from the annotation of a GenBank genome assembly. Lineage: Eukaryota; Fungi; Microsporidia; Hepatosporidae.